AUGAUGCCAGUUCCUUUAUUGAAAUCAGCAACACGUAUGACAGACAGCGAGCACUGUGAUGGUUUCGAACCAUCAACCGCGAACUUGCAUGCACACAUCUUACCGGUACCAAUGCCCGUUCCAUUUGCUCUAAGAUGCACUGUAAUUGGUAAAAUUCAAGCUGGAACUGAACUUUUGAACCAUCAUGACGUCGUAGUAGAGUCCCCUACAGGAUCCGGAAAGACGCUUGCUUAUCUACUCCCAACAUUCGCGAUUCUUCACAAAAGAGGAGCUUUUGGAAAACAUGAAUUUGGAGCCGUUGUUCUCACUCCUUCUCGGGAACUUUCAUCUCAAAUAGCAACGGUGGCCGCUCCGUUCCUUGAGAAACUGGGCUUCUCUAUCACAGUUACUGUAGGAGGAACAAAAGUGGAACAAAAUCUGAAAAAAUUGAGAGAUUCAGGAGGAAACAUACUAAUUGCAACACCUGGUCGUUUAUCCCACCUUUUAUCGUUAGAUAAAAAUGGGAGUUUGAAGCGCUCGCUGAAAACCGUCGAAGUACUUAUAGUGGAUGAAGCUGAUCGGUUUCAUGAAUCACAAUUUGAGAUGCAAUUUAAGGAAAUACUGCAGUCUCUACCAAAACAGCGACGAACAGGCUUGUUCUCAGCUACCCAGGCGAAAGAGCUGGAUGAUCUGACGAUGUUUGGAUUAAGAAAUAAAAAAUUGAUAAGAAUCAAGCAGUCAGCUAACUUAGUCUCACCUUCUACUCUGAAUAACUUUUAUACAGUGUGUGAAGCAGGCGAAAAAUUGAGUUGUGUUGUCGAAUUCAUCCGAAACAAACCGGACAAGAAAAUUCUGGUGUUUUUUCCUUCUAGCGGUGGAGUCAUAUACUUUCAAAUGAUUCUCUCGAGAGUUUUAACAAAACGGACCUUGUGUGCCGUUCAUGGUCAUAGUUCAACGAAUGAGCGUUCAAAACAGAUAGAAACUUUCCGUAAAAACGAUAACGCCGUGAUGCUAUCAACCGAUGUGAUGUCUCGCGGUAUUGACAUCCAGGAUAUUGACUGGGUUGUACAAUUUGAAAUUCCAAAGUUGUCUAGCUGGUUCGUCCACCGUUGUGGACGCACUGCUCGAUGUGGUCGUGACGGCAACGCUUUGCUCGUGAUUUCUUCUGGGCAGGCUGCCUAUAUUGGUUAUUUGACGAAGCAUGAACAGGUGGAAUUAAAGCAAAUCUUUGUACCAACAAAUAGUGCUGCUAAAGCAAAUCAACUCAGAGAGAAAAUCGUCAGGAUUGUAUGCACCGAUCGCGAAAUUCUGGAAGCUGGCUCCCGAGCAUUCGUUUCGCACAUUGAAAGCUAUGUGAAGCAUGACUGUAAUAUAGUGUGUGGACUAAAAGAUCUUGACGUACCCGGGUUGGCACAUGCAUACGGCCUUCUUCGACUUCCGAAAAUGAGAGAACUGAGUGGAAGAAAGGAUUUAGAUAAAUUCCAAAGAAGCAGCAUUGACACGUCAGCGAUAAAAUAUGCGAACCCAGCAUUAGAACUAAAGCGAACUGAGAUAAUGGCCGCGAAGCACGAGAAGAAGUUGAAGGUUAAGAAGGAGAGGUUGGCAAAACAAUCAUUAAACAAGAAGGGAAAGGACAAAAAGAUUUCUGAGAAAGAUGGUGGCACGUUAGAGAAGGGAUCGAAGGCGUUGAAACGAAAAAUACUGCAGAAUGCCGCCGAAGAAAAAGAUGACUUUGAAAGUGAUGUGAAGUUAUUGAAGAAGAUGAAAAAGGGUCGACUCAGCCAGAAAGAACUGCGAGAUGUUUUGUAA
Messenger RNA from Necator americanus (New World hookworm), 1788 nucleotides. RefSeq lists its product as uncharacterized. Lineage: Eukaryota; Metazoa; Nematoda; Chromadorea; Rhabditida; Ancylostomatidae. The record is from RefSeq and is a predicted model, not a curated record. Gene Ontology annotation, cellular component: nucleolus. The transcript is spliced from 15 exons. The coding region runs from base 1 to 1788 and encodes 595 amino acids. Gene Ontology annotation, molecular function: nucleic acid binding; ATP binding.